Molecule: messenger RNA, 1275 nt
Organism: Colletotrichum navitas
Lineage: Eukaryota; Fungi; Ascomycota; Sordariomycetes; Glomerellales; Glomerellaceae
Exons: 4
Coding region: 1-1275 (424 amino acids)
Source: RefSeq, a predicted model, not a curated record
AUGUCUUCUAUACUGGGUAAGCACAUGCGAACAGCUUCAGAUCCAACAGAAUUGACGCGGGCCAAACGACCCAAGCCUGCUCCUUUGCAGUCUCAUUCCGCAACUGAAGCCUGUGUUCCUUCUAAGGCUGAGGCUGCCGAUGAUGCGCGGCCCCAGGUUGGUUCCAUGGGACACUUUUUGACUGCCAAUCAGUGGGUAUACUUCAGCUCCGAAUAUGUUAUAUUAAUACUGAUAUGGUUCGCUCAACGGACAGUUGUUUUCUACGUUGGCGAAGAAGGCAGGGCAGCGUUCUUUGUCCACAAGCAUUUGAUCCCAUCCGCCAUAGUACGGUCUAUGAGCUCCUCUGAGGGUGUUUCCGAAAUUCAAUUUCAAGACGAAGAGCCUGAUGUUUGUUAUAGAGGCCAGUUACCGACCAUCACAUCUCUGCCUGGACCAGCGGCCCAGGGGCUUAGAGGCAAUUUUCCAAACACUCCUGAGCCUUCAACUGCCGACAGAGACUCAAAGGGAACAUUGACCAGUCUGUACCAGACGCUGAGAAUGUACUUUGACGCGUGCAAUUCCGACAGAGUCCAGGAAAUGAUCUCUUUCGAGGAGAUGAGAUAUGAGAACUACAAGACGAAUGCGAACAUCAGUACCGCCAGAACUUAUCUCCAAGAUGUCGGAGGAAUACCGAUGCUAAGAAGGGGCGACGCACGAGUGAAAGCAGAACUCCUACAGGUGAAGCUUGUCAGACUUUCUAAGAUGGCCGCAAAAUACGGCUGGCUGCGACUACUUCAUGCCACGCUGUUCGCAUAUGCAAAGGGCGAGAUCAAACCCAGUCGGACUUGUCCCAUUAUGCGCCGUAUUGAGCUGGCUUACUUGGCCUCCAGUGGUCUGCGGCAUCUCCGCAGAUUUAUGGCAGCAUAUGCUUCAAGCACGACACAAGCCCACAACGCCCGCGCUGAGUUGGUUCCGCUAUUCACAAAGUAUCUUGGCUUUCUUCGCGACGUCAUGGCACACCAGGAUAAUUGCAUCGGCGUUCCUGACCCGCUGCUGGAGCACACUAUACGCUGUACGCUACUGCUCCGACGGAACGGAAAGGCUGCUGAUUGCCUGAAUGAGGGACUGUUGUCAUUUUGCCUUUAUUUCCUGCUCUCCGUCUUGUUUCUUAAUAUGGUACCUGUUUUUGUGGCUGGUUCACCGGCGACCUACCUCGUUCUCCGCCUCGAACUGAGGAUUUGCUUUCUCGGACCAUCGCCGUUCUAUUUCCCAGAGCUUGGCUCUCACCGCAUGUGA